UGUCAAUACCAGGCUGAUUCUUACCGAUAUGCAAGUGUGAACGAUUUAGAUGUAGAUAAAUUGGAAUUAAUACUGUAUUACUUUUAAACAAAAUGGAUAAUAAAUGUGAAACGGUUAAACUCUCUUACACCGUACAUAGAUAUUCAAGUUAUUCUGCCAAUUAUUUACCGGAAAAUAUUUUGAUAAACAAACCGUCGGACCAGCUUUCGAGAUGGUUUACAGAUAGUUCGACACCCUGCCAGUAUAUAUUGUUAAAACUAGAAAAUCCAGCUAUAGUGGAGUCAAUAACAUUUGGUAAAUAUAUAAAGGCACAUGUCAGUGAUCUUAAAAAGUUUCAAAUACUUGGAGGCACAGAUGAAAACAACUUGUCAUUGUUAUUAAAAGCAGGUUUAAAAAAGGAUAAUAGUACGGAAACUUUCACAUUAAGGCACAGAACCUCAGAAGGAUUAUUUUUUCCAGUGCAAUACAUAAAAAUUGUGCCCCUUCAGUCUUGGGGACCAGCAUACAAUUACACUAUAUGGUAUGUGGAAUUAAAUGGGAAAAAUCAAGAGGAUUUUGUAAAUAAUGCUCUUGAAACUAUCAGCUUGCGUAAAGAAGAAGAGGCAGUUCGAAUACUAUUGAAGCAUCUAAGACGAAGACGCUACAAAGAUGCAUUUGAAGCCUUGACUCGCGAGAGUGGCGUUCAGUUAGAGGGUCCCAUGCAAGGAAGGCUAUGGAAUGCGCUCGUUGAAAACGGAGAUUAUGAACUUGCCGAGCAAAUAUUUGAAGAGGCUGCUAACAGUGGUGAGCUGGAUUGGUACCUGUCCUGGCAGCCCUAUACUCCGGAGUGGAAGCAGUUAGUGCCGUGUUCUAGUGUUGUGGAGGAGCGCCUGUACUCGGGGGACACGUCUCCUCCCCCACACGCCAGGGCUCAAGAUCUGUCCUGCGCAGACAGACAACCUCAGAUAGAUCCAUUGUGUAAACAGGAGGCUAAUGGUGUGGAGGCUGGGGGAGUGGAUGGGGCCGUGGGGGGUGCAGGGUGUGUAAGGGGGCCGGGGGGUGACGGUGAGAGUGCAGGGGGUGGGGAGGCGGCGGCCUCCCCGUGUCUAUUACGACCGGUGCCGCGUGGUGGACACCAGCUUGUAGUGGAUCCAAAUACAGGUCUUUUAUACCUAUUCGGUGGUUGGAACGGCGAGGAGGAUCUAGACGACCUGUGGAGUUUCGACCCUUCGACUGAGUCCUGGAGGCUGUUGUGUCUUCACAGCGGAGCAGUUGGCGGUCCUUCGCCUCGCUCCUGUCACAAGAUGGUCUUUGAUCCUGUACACGAGAAGCUGUACACACUCGGGCGGUAUCUGGAUAAUGUGCAACGAGUUCCAGAGAAUAUGAAGUGCGAGCUGUACUCGUACAGCGUCCGCGAGGGCGUCUGGCGAGUGUCGUGUGAGGACACGGCGGCCGCGGGCGGUCCACGGCUGGUGUUCGACCAUCAGAUGUGUCUCGACGCCAGCGAGCAGACCAUAUACGUGUUCGGAGGACGAGUACUGCCAGCCAACACUGAGGAAUUGUCGAGCCCCCAGUACUCCGGUCUGUUCUCGUACCACAUCGAGUCUAACGUGUGGAGGUCGUUAGAGCCCGAGCCUCCCCACCCCGCGCCUCCUCACCGCGUCUCACACUCCAUGCUGUUCCAUCCGGUCCAACGACGGCUGUACAUGUUCGCUGGUCAGCGUAACAAGGAACAACUAGUGGACAUGUGGUGGUGGGACUGUGAGGAGGCGCCACCACGGCCGCACGCCCUGUGCACCGCGCCCCCUCGGGCUCCGCCCCCCCAGGGCUUCACACAGAGGGCGACCAUUGAUCCACACACCGACGAGAUACAUGUACUGUCGGGUAUGAGCAAGGAGAAGGACAAGUGCGUGUACAACACUCUGUGGGUGUUUUCCCUACGACGUAUGACCUGGAGUUGCUUGUAUAGGAACGACUCGGUGGAGCCCUCGGAGCCGCGGCCGAGGUUCGCGCACCAGUUCGUCUACGAUCCCGUCAGGAAGGUGCAUUAUCUGUUCGGUGGUAACCCUGGCCUGACGUCGAGUCCUCGCCUCCGCCUGGACGAUCUGUGGUCUUUGCGUCUCCACCGUGCGGGCUGCGGCGGGGUGAGGGCGAAGGCUCGCGCGGCGCUCAGGGAGGCUCGCUACAGGGAGCUCGCCGCCGCCCCUGAACGUGCGCCCGCCGCUCUACACUACUUGAGACACGCUCUCAGUGAGGCCAUCGACCACAGCAGCUCGCUUCAGGUGGCGCAUUUCCAGAAGCUAGCCACGGUACUGUUCUCAGGGAGGACGAGUCCAGACGAAGAUGAGCUCCUGUACGGAUCGGAAGCGGCGGGUGCCGGGACUGGGAGACCUCUUGACGUUGGUCGCGUGAGGACUCUGAGAAGGAGGAGGGCGGCCGCCAGGAGGGACGCUUACCACGCCGACCUGCCGCGGGCCCUGCUCUCAGUGCUUGGCACGGACGAGCCGCUAGUGGAGCCUAGUCCGUUCGAAGACGAGUGCCCGUCCCCCGAGCCGGCAGAGGAGCCCCGGGAUUCCCGCUCCAACGAGACCUGGGAGACUCGCGCCGCUCGCAUACGUCUGUACGACCGUCUGUGCCGCUACUUCCGCCCGUCUGCGGUGCCGCCAGCUGACGACAUACAAAACCUCGUCCACUUGUAAUUACUAUCUCCACACGACCCUCAAGCUCUAAAUCCACGACAGGUUCUGGUGACUUUUCUAUUUGAUGUUAUAACUCAUCUCAUAAAUCCUGUGUGAAACUAGAAUGUAAAUAAACUUAAUUAUCACUCCACGCUACGUAUUUGUACAUAUGUAGAUACGUAUCGAAGACACUUUCUCAUACUCUAUAGGGAUAAUACGUUUCAUUGAUACCCGCCAUGAUACUUAUCAUAUAUACUUUUUUAUAUACACACAUCAAAAUCUAGAUAUGUGUUAGCAUAUGAAAGAAUAUUAAGAUAAAAUUAUUAGGCUCUGGACGCGUUGGCGUCGAGAACGUUCUAGCAAUUCAAAUCUAAAUAACUAAUAAUAAGACAUAUUAUUUUAAACAAACUAUGCGUAAGAAAUCAAUUGAGUGUUGCUCGUCAGUAAAUCGACAGUCACAAAUCUAUAUUAACUGACACUCGCACUGCCGCCUGUAUCCAUAAUGUAGCCUUCAGCUAUCAAAGUUCGGUUGUGUUCAUGACAACUAUAUAUAUAUAAUCAUUUUCUACCCUUCCCAAGCUCAUCGUGACUGACUUGAAUCAUCCAUGCUUGCUGUAUCCACUAAGCUACAAUGUAAUUCAAUUUAUACAUAAUAUCAUAAAAUAUAACAUUAUUAAAAAUAAAUUAAUGUUUGUAUUGUAUUUAGACUGUUCUUCUACAUGUCCUAGCUAUCUUUACAUUGUCUUACCUCGACAUGGUACAACUCAAAUGACUAUAGGAAUAAAACAAUUUUAGUAAUUGUAUUAAUCAUACAGCUCGUAGGUUUGGGAACUUAACUGAGAGCUGAUCGUCUCACUUUGUAAAUAUUUUUAUUGUAAUGAAUCUUGUAAUGUUAAAUUUACUGUAAUACUGUAAGCGGUGCAUUUUGUAAUCGUGUAAAUAUAUUUUAAGGAGUCCCGUUUCAUGUCUACAAACUGUGAUACCUAUGAUAUAGUCACCGAGUCAGCGGCUUCGUUUUAGUUACGGUUUCAAAGCAUUUCAUGUGAUUAAAUGCACUAUUAUGAUAA
This is a messenger RNA of Danaus plexippus (monarch butterfly), 3724 nucleotides long. It is a transcript of the gene muskelin, whose product is annotated as muskelin. The coding region runs from base 93 to 2678 and encodes 861 amino acids. Gene Ontology annotation, cellular component: cytoplasm. The transcript has 14 exons. The record is from RefSeq and is a predicted model, not a curated record. NCBI's taxonomy places the organism in Eukaryota, Metazoa, Arthropoda, Insecta, Lepidoptera, Nymphalidae. Gene Ontology annotation, molecular function: protein binding.